Molecule: messenger RNA, 909 nt
Organism: Geosmithia morbida
Lineage: Eukaryota; Fungi; Ascomycota; Sordariomycetes; Hypocreales; Bionectriaceae
Product: cytochrome c heme-lyase
Exons: 2
Coding region: 1-909 (302 amino acids)
Biological process (GO): cytochrome c-heme linkage
Cellular component (GO): mitochondrion
Molecular function (GO): holocytochrome-c synthase activity
Source: RefSeq, a predicted model, not a curated record
AUGACAGCCGAAAGUCAAGACGCGGGUGCCUGUCCCGUCGACCACACCACCCGUCAAGCAUGGCUCGAGCAAGCCCGUGCCGCCCAGCAGGCCUCCUCCGCCGCGGCAGCAUCAUCCGCAUGUCCGGUCGACCACAACACCUCACCACCACCACCAUCGCCACCAGCCCGCCCCGCUAAUCAUCACCAUGCGUCGCCGCCAAAGGUCUGUCCGGUAGAUCACACCGCCAGCAGGCCGAGAUCAUGGACCCAGGCGAUAACAUCCUACAUCCCCUUCUGGUCGUCGCAGGCCACUGCGCCUACCCCCAAAACCCCCGAGGCCGGGCAGGUGCGCGACGGUCUGGGGACGGAGCGCAUAGUCUCCAGCAUCCCCCGAUCCAUAAAUACCAACCCGGACUCGUCACCCUACCCGAUGGAGCACGGUGCCUCGGCCAACGCAGAGGUCGAGUCCGGCACCGACCACUCGGGGAACUGGGUUUACCCUUCUGAAAAGAUGUUCUUCGAGGCCAUGAAGCGCAAGGGCUACGAGGCCAACACGGCCGACAUGAAGACCGUCGUGCCCAUCCACAACGCUGUCAACGAGAGGGCCUGGAAGGAGAUUUGCGAUUGGGAGAAACCAUAUCUCUCUGAGUCAAAAUGCGGUGGCCCCAAACUCGAAUCCUUCGCCAACAAGAUGGAACGCAUGACCCCCACCGCUCGCCUCAACACAAUCCUUGGAUACACGGCUCCCUUUGACCGUCACGACUGGGUCAUUGACCGAUGCGGAACCCGCGUUGACUAUGUCAUCGAUUUCUACUCCGGUCGUGCCGACGGGAAACCUGGCCCUUCCUUCUACCUUGAUGUUCGGCCUAAGCUGAAUACCUGGGAGGGUGUUAGGAUGCGGGCCAUGAAGCUGACCGGCUUGGCUUAG